AUGUCCAGCGCAGAUGUUUUUUUGCUGACGAAACACAGGAACGAGCAACUAAGGCAAAACUUGUUUACCUUAGCAAGAGAGGGAAACGAAGACAACACAGAGAUCAAGUUGUUGAAAGAGGUAUUUGACAUACCGAGGAGCACAGUCCCGAGUACAAAGGCACCACUUAGUUCUAAAAUGAGUAGUAGCGUGAAUCCAGGACUUGUUAGUAGUAUAUCUAGAAGGAAAUUUGGAACACCUUUGAAAGACAAUAAACAGCUUUCGACGCCGCUAUCGCCAUCUUCAUCAGUAUCCAAAAAGAAUGUGCACGAAGACUUUGACCGGUUGACUUCGCUCAGGCAAAGCGUAAAUGAAAUUAAGAAUUCUAGGUACGAGCUACCUAGUAAAAGAGAAAAAGAGAAAGGAUACCAAGUAAAUCAAAUCGAGAAGGAAGAUAAUGUGGCCAGAGACUAUGAAAAGCCGGAAGACAAUGGUGACAGAGUAAAGAUUAGUUAUGGCAGUGGUACCGCUGCGACCAAAGGUAGCAGUAACCUCCUUCUCGCCAAACUCGAAAGCAAAAACCAAGAAAUUGAAAAACUCAAUGAGAAAAUCAACAACUUACUAUUGGAGAACCAAAAACUCUCCAACAAAUCGUAUGACAAUGAGGAUGAAAAGUUAACACUUAUCAAACAGCAUGAGCAGGAAUUGGAGAAGCGCAGUCAAGUAUGGCACCAAAAGUUAAGCGUGGAGAAAUCCCAAAAUCGGAAACUUUGUGAAACAAUAACCUUACAAAAGAGCGAAAAUGAAGAAUUGAGGUGUUCGCUUACCGAGGCCAAUGAAAAGAGGGAAGCUAUCACAGUUGGAUUGAGGACUCGGGUAUUGCAUCUAAAAGAGGAAUACAAUAAGGUUAUAAACAAGGUGGAAGAUUUGCAGAAUGAAAAUAGGCUUUUAGCAAAGCAAUUGCUACACCAACAGGGGCCACCGAUCCAAGGAGACAGCAUGCCAAGCAACAGAGGAGGUACUGGGGAAUAUGAAGAAGUGGAAGAAUCAACCACAGAGAUAAUCAAUGGAAGCUUCCAUGAUGAAAUUUCAAAUGAAAGUUCAGGGAGUGGCUGCGGCGCAGAGCAGGACUCUACAACAGAAUUUCUAAUCAAGGGCUAA
This is a messenger RNA of Dujonia railenensis, 1140 nucleotides long. The record is from the annotation of a GenBank genome assembly. Lineage: Eukaryota; Fungi; Ascomycota; Pichiomycetes; Serinales; Debaryomycetaceae.